Miscanthus lutarioriparius is the source of this 1515-nucleotide messenger RNA. The record is from the annotation of a GenBank genome assembly. Lineage: Eukaryota; Viridiplantae; Streptophyta; Magnoliopsida; Poales; Poaceae.
AUGGCCCCUGCCAUCAGUAAGUGGCACGCGACGGAAGAGGAGCUGGUCGAUGCGAAAGCCAUUCUCCACGGUGGCAUUCGUGUUCAUGACAAGUCCUCCAAGAAGAGGCUUAUCAUUAGCAGGCACGCGACCGUGAAGAAUGGCUUCCACAUCGAGCAGCGAUCUCCAGGUUUUGCCGCGCGCGGGCGACGCCAUGCCCUGAUGGCCAGGGACACCGCCGGGGCCUCUAAAUCCGCACAUCAGGGACCUUGUGGACGUCGAGGAGACAGUUCUCCUGAUCCAACACUGCGCACCAACAUCUCUAGGUCGGCAUGCUGCCACGCUGCACCCCAACCAUGCUACACAUUCGCGUCGCACCCACACGUCGUCGCCAGAGCAGCGUCCUUAUUAGCCCCUCCUCGUGGUCGUCGUAUCCAUCCACACCCAAGAGAUGAAGAAAUUAAACCCCAUGGGGUCGUUCUGCUCCUCUCCUCCAGAUCGUCAGUGGCUAGAACUGGAACAUGGAAGCCUGACCACAUCGUUGUCUUUGCUAAGAUGUUAGUUGAGAUCGGAGGACUACGAGGGCAUCGGGCAAGACCGUUCAAACAUGAAGUAAUUCCGAUAAUUAGGGCUCAGGAGACACUCCCGGACAGCUUCGUCUUCCCGGCCGAGCAGCGCCCGCCGGCGUCGUCCGCCGCCGUCGCGCUCCCCGUCAUUGACCUCUCCGCCCCCCGCGACGAGGUCCGGCGAGCCGUUCUUGAAGCUGGCAAGGAGCUAGGCUUCUUCCAGGUGGUGAACCACGGCGUGCCGGAGCAGGCGGUGCGGGACAUGGAGACCUGCUGCGAGGAGUUCUUCCGCCUGCCCGCGGAGGACAAGGCGGCCUUCUACUCCGAGGACACGGACAGGCCGAACCGCCUCUUCACCAGCACCACCUACGGCACCGGCGGUGAGAGGUACUGGCGGGACUGCCUCCGCCUCGCCUGCGGCAGCUUCCCCGUCGCCGCCGACGCCAAGAGCGCCUGGCCCGACAAGCCUGACGGCCUCAGGGAGGCGACGGAGAGGUUCGUGGCGCCGACGCGGGCGCUGGGCAUGGCGCUGCUGCGGCUGCUGUGCGAGGGCGUGGGGCUCCGCCCGGACUACUUCGAGGGGGACCUCAGCGCCGGCGACGUGGUCGUGAACGUCAACCACUACCCGCCGUGCCCGGACCCGGCGCGCACGCUGGGCCUGCCGCCGCACUGCGACCGCAACCUCAUCACGCUGCUCCUCCAGGGGAGCGUCGCCGGCCUCAAGAUCGCGACGAACGGGCUGCUGAAGAGCGUGGAGCACCGCACGGCGGCCAACGCGGCGGUGCCGCGCACGUCGGUGGCGACGUUCAUCAUGCCCACCGACGACUGCCUCGUCGCCCCCGCCGCGGAGCUCGCCGGGGGCGGCGGCGGCGGCGCGCGGUACCGCGCCGUGACGUUCCGGGAGUUCAUGAGGGUGUACAAGACCGUCUGCGCGCGCAGGGAGAGCGUCGAGAAGGCCUUCAAGAUCUGA